AUGUCGGCGCACUGGAAGGAUGCCGUUCUCGGGACGAGGCCGAGCCAGAUCCGCAAGCAUAGGGAGGCUCUUUUCGAACGAUGCCAGAAGCCUGCCAGCGAGGACCCGCAGGCAGGGCCCAGCGGGGCGACAAGCAACACUUCGACGCCUGGCGUGCUAAAGCGGCCCGCGGCCGCUGCUGCCAGCCCUGGGGCUGCCGUGGCCGCCGCCAAACGGCCAGCGUCCGCGGAGGCCCCAGCAGGGAGGGCUCUCGUGGCGAAGCGCCCAGCAGGGGAGGGCAUCUUGGUCUCCGAGGCUGCCGGACGGGGAACGAGCUGCCCUUUCCCUUGGGCGCCGAAGUACGCCUACAGCAAGCUAGGGGAGCAGGUGACAAAAGGCAAGGGGAAACUCUUCCGCGCGGUGGUGCAACCCAAGUAUCCAGCGGCGAUCCUUCACACGGGUGCGCAGGCGACGAGCGAGUUGGAGAAGUUUGGCUUCACCCCCGGCGCCCCCCCGUUGGUCGCGAGGUUCUGCUGGGUAUGCCAGGGGCGACUCGCGGUGGCGACGCGGCAGGGCGGCCGGAAGGUUCUCGCGUGCAAGAGGCAGAAGUGCGGCGUGCGCAACAUGCCGCUGACUGCGUUCACCCCCAUGUACGGGACCCGCAUGACGCCUCAGUCGUACUGGAGGGUGGCGUGGUGCUUCGCAAACCAGGAGAGGGUCGACCAGACCGUGCAGCUGACAGACGUGAGCGAGGACGUCGUUCCCCGUUGCUUCGCCUCCCAUCGCGACGUCGUCGCGUGGUGGUCGGUGAGGAUGGGGAGGGGCCUCACCUUCGGUGCUGGCGAG
Prorocentrum cordatum is the source of this 825-nucleotide messenger RNA. NCBI's taxonomy places the organism in Eukaryota, Dinophyceae, Prorocentrales, Prorocentraceae. The record is from the annotation of a GenBank genome assembly.